This is a messenger RNA of Magallana angulata, 1745 nucleotides long. Its product is annotated as cyclin-dependent kinase 2-like. Bases 71 to 970 code for a protein of 299 amino acids. NCBI's taxonomy places the organism in Eukaryota, Metazoa, Mollusca, Bivalvia, Ostreida, Ostreidae. Gene Ontology annotation, biological process: G1/S transition of mitotic cell cycle; regulation of gene expression; signal transduction. The transcript has 8 exons. The record is from RefSeq and is a predicted model, not a curated record. Gene Ontology annotation, molecular function: cyclin-dependent protein serine/threonine kinase activity; ATP binding; cyclin binding. Gene Ontology annotation, cellular component: cyclin-dependent protein kinase holoenzyme complex; nucleus; cytoplasm.
GGGAAAUUACGUACACAAAAGACCAGACGGCUUCCGGUACAGAUGUGAUCGAGGUUUUUUACUUAUUUCAAUGGAAAAUUUUCGGAAAAUUGAGAAGAUUGGCGAAGGAACCUAUGGCGUGGUGUAUAAAGCACAAGAUAAGACCACCGGACAACUUGUAGCAUUAAAGAAAAUCAGAUUAGACACUGAGUCAGAAGGUGUGCCAAGUACAGCAAUUCGAGAAAUUUCCCUGUUGAAGGAACUUGAUCAAAGCUGCAUUGUCAGAUUACUAGAUGUUGUCCAUAGUGAGCAGAAGUUGUACUUGGUGUUUGAGUACCUAAAUCAGGACCUGAAGAAGUACAUGGAUAGCUGUCCAGCCUCUGGGAUGCCAUCAUCGCUCAUCAAGAGCUACAUGCACCAAUUGCUUCAAGGAAUAGCCUACUGUCAUUCACACCGAGUGUUACACAGAGACUUGAAGCCGCAGAACUUGUUGAUUGAUGUGGAGGGCAAUAUCAAACUGGCAGACUUUGGACUAGCCAGGGCAUUUGGUGUCCCAGUUAGAACAUACACUCAUGAGGUUGUGACAUUGUGGUACAGGGCCCCCGAGAUCCUCCUGGGCAGCAGGUUCUACUCCACCCCAGUAGAUUUGUGGUCCCUCGGCUGUAUCUUUGCAGAAAUGAUGACAAGACGUGCAUUGUUUCAAGGAGAUUCUGAAAUUGACCAGCUUUUUAGGAUCUUCAGAACACUUGGAACUCCAGAUGAGAGUGUUUGGCCAGGCGUGUCCCAGCUACCAGAUUACAAAUCCUCCUUCCCCAAGUGGCCCCAGCAGUCAAUCUGUAGCAUUGUUCCACAUCUAACAGGGGACGGGCUGGACUUAAUGGCAAAAAUGUUGAAAUAUGAGCCCAGUCAGAGGAUAUCAGCCAAGAAGUCUCUGACUCAUCCUUACUUUAAUGGAGUCUGCAAACAAAGGCCACCACAGAUCUUCAAGUGAGAGGAAGUCUGCCUAUUUUAAGUGCCCUUCUUCUUACCUCCCACAUAAUCAUAAUAAUUGAUGUGUUCAAAUACAUGACUGUGAUAUAACAACUGUGUUUAGCUAAGACAUCUUUAUUUCACUCAAAAGGAAUCUUUAAAAAAAUUGAUGAAAUGUUACAACUGUUUGAUUUUAUUUGUCUCUAUUUUUCAUGGUAAUAUGUACAUGUAAUUACUUGUAUAUCUUUACAGAAACACCAUAUUGAACUGACUCCAUUUUAUUAUAAUAAACAUUUUUUGAUAAUUUACACGCUGUAAUUUGGCAUAAACAAAACAAAAUGUGUCAAAUUCACUAACAAUAAAUUGAAUUAUAACAUGUACCCCUGGUAAUGCUGAAUGAAUUUUUAGACAUUUUUAAAUGUUACAAAUAGUAUUCAGUUAUGUUCAAUUUUUAUUUUAUCGGAUACAUGUAUACGUAAUCGUAUUUUGUAUUCCGUAUUUGAAUUAAGUAUAUUUUUAUUUAUAUCCACUUUCAAGUGUAACAUAAAUGUACUUUACCGGUAAUUACACACACACACAAACACACACAUGUAUAUAUAAUUAUAUAUGAUCAUGCAUUUUCUUAAUAGCAAACCAAGUAAAUGAUAUGUAAAUAAAUUUCAGUUUGGUUCAGUGUGUACUAUCGUCUAUCAUUAUGAUAAUCCAAUGAUGAAUGGCAUUGUUAAAUAUCUCUGUUGAGAAUAUACCUAAGUAUAUUAUUUGUACUAAGUGUUGUUAAUUAAAUAUGAAACCCACUA